AUGGCAAGGUACAACUUUUUGCUGUGCUUGAUGGUUCUUAUUUCGUUGGGACUGUCCGGAAGCGACGAACCGAACCUUUUCUUGCCACCGGUCAAUGAGAUGCCCACGGACGCCGGGUUAUCGCUCAUCGAAGUGGAGGAUGCUGGUGCUCGUGAAUGCUCUGCGUGCGUUUGGCGAGAACAGAGUAAGGUUCUAAGACUGGAGACUAUUAAAUCACAGAUUCUCAGCAAACUGCGGCUAAAACAGGCGCCUAAUAUUAGCCGAGAAGUGGUAAACCAGCUGCUGCCCAAGGCACCUCCGUUGCAACAGCUUCUGGACCAUCAUGACUUUCAAGGAGACGCCUCUUCCCAAGAAGAGUUUAUGGAAACAGACGAGUAUCACGCCACAACAGAAUCUGUCAUCACAAUGGCAUCGGAGCCGGAGCCCCUGGUGCAGGUGGAUGGGAAACCCAGCUGCUGCUUCUUUAAGUUUAGCCCGAAGCUGAUGUUCACAAAGGUGCUGAAAGCCCAGCUGUGGGUUUACCUGCGGCCACUGCAGCAGACCUCCACAGUUUACCUGCAGAUUCUGCGGCUGAAGCCUGUCACCGAACAGGGCAGUAGGCACAUCCGCAUUCGCUCGCUCAAGAUUGAGCUCAACUCACGUUCGGGACACUGGCAGAGCAUCGACUUCAAACAUGUGCUGCAGAACUGGUUCAAGCAGCCUCACACCAACUGGGGCAUCGACAUAAAUGCCUUUGAUGAGAGCGGUAAUGACCUGGCAGUGACAUCCCUGCGGCCUGGGGAGGAGGGGCUGCAGCCGUUCCUGGAGGUGAAGGUUCUUGAGACAACCAAACGCUCUCGACGAAACCUUGGCCUGGACUGCGACGAGCACUCCACCGAGUCCCGCUGCUGCCGCUACCCACUCACUGUUGACUUUGAAGCCUUUGGCUGGGACUGGAUCAUAGCACCCAAACGCUACAAGGCCAACUACUGCUCAGGCCAGUGCGAGUACAUGUUCAUGCAGAAGUACCCUCACACCCACCUGGUGCAGCAUGCUAAUCCCCGCGGCUCCGCCGGACCAUGCUGCACCCCAACCAAGAUGUCCCCCAUCAACAUGCUCUACUUUAAUGAUAAACAACAGAUCAUCCACGGAAAGAUACCUGGUAUGGUUGUCGACCGCUGUGGCUGCUCUUAG
Molecule: messenger RNA, 1173 nt
Organism: Chanos chanos (milkfish)
Lineage: Eukaryota; Metazoa; Chordata; Actinopteri; Gonorynchiformes; Chanidae
Gene: gdf11
Product: growth differentiation factor 11
Exons: 3
Coding region: 1-1173 (390 amino acids)
Cellular component (GO): extracellular region
Molecular function (GO): growth factor activity; cytokine activity
Source: RefSeq, a predicted model, not a curated record